AUGCUCUGGGGAGAUGAGGUCGAGUACUUGGUCGUGACCUACUCAAAGGAUGAGCCCAAGGUCCGUCUGUCUCUCAGACAAGCCGAGAUUCUUACGGCGCUGGCCGAAAGCCCGGAUCUCGCCAAAGAGGGAGGUUGCGUACCAGAGCUCCAGGAAGUCGCCAGGGAACAAUCAUCAGUAACCCUCCCCGUCUUCCACCCGGAAUUCGGCCGCUUCAUGCUCGAAGCCACCCCCGGCAAACCUUGGGGCAUCGGCUUCAAGGAACUCCUCGACGUCGAACCCGACAUGAAGCUCCGCCGCAAGAUCGCAAAGGACCACAUGCACAGCAACGAGUACCCCAUCACCCUCACAACCUUCCCCCGCAUCGGCUGCCCGGGCGACUUCACGGAGCCCUACUACCCGCCCUCGGGCCCCAAACUCCGCUCCCAGUUCGUCCCCGACGAGAUCGCCAACCCGCACAUCCGCUUCCCCACCCUCGCCGCCAACAUCCGCUGGCGCCGCGGCCGCAAAGUCCAGGUCAACGUCCCCGUCUUCCACGACACCAACACGCCCAACCCCUGGAAGGACCCCACCGUCGACCGCGACCUCCACAACUGGCCCGAGGACGACGACGUCCGCAACGGCGCGGCGCCGGAUAACUACAUCCACAUGGACGCCAUGGCGUUCGGCAUGGGCAGCUGCUGUCUGCAAAUCACUUUCCAGGCCAAGAACAUCACCGAGGGCCGCAAGAUGUACGACCAGCUCAGCCCGCUGGGGCCCAUCAUGCUCGCCCUGACGGCUGCCACGCCCGUGUAUAAGGGGUUCCUGGCCAACACCGAUGUGAGGUGGAACCAAAUCAGCCGGGCCGUGGACUGCAGAACCCCUGAGGAACUCGGAGAAAAGCCCCUUCAAAACGACCGCUGGCGCAUCCCCAAAUCCCGGUACGCCUCAAACUCAACCUACAUCUCCACAGACCCGCGCCUCCGCCGAGAAUACCUCGACCCAAACCUCGUCAUCGACACCGCCAUCAAAUCCAAACUCAUGGACGGCGGCAUGGACGACCGCCUCGCCACCCACUUUGCCCACCUCUUCAUCCGCGACCCCAUCGUCGUCUUCCAAGAAGACCUCCAGGAGCUCGACCUCUCCAAGACGGACCACUUUGAGAACCUCCAGUCCACAAACUGGCAACACAUGCGCUUCAAACCCCCGCCCGCAGACAACUCCAUCGGCUGGCGCGUCGAGUUCCGCCCCAUGGAGAUCCAGCUCACCGAUUUCGAAAACGCGGCCUUCAGCGUCUUCAUGGUCCUCGUCACCCGCGCCAUCCUCUCAUUCGACCUCAACUUUUACAUCCCCAUCACCAAAGUCGACGAGAACAUGGAGCGCGCACACGCCGUCGACGCAGUCCUCAGGGAAAAGUUCUUCUUCCGCAGAAACCCUUUCCCCAGCCGCCAAGUCCGCGUCAACAACAACUUCACCCAGGGCCAGAACGGCGAAGACACCGCCACCACCUCGAGCCGACCAGGCUCCCGCCCAGGCUCAGCAGUCCCCAGCCGGCCCCCAACCCCCGUCGGCCCCGUCGAAGACGAAUACGCCGAAAUGACAGUCAACGACAUCAUCAACGGCAGCCACCCGGACACCAUGUCCUCCUCCGACCCGGACGGCGUCGCGUUCCCAGGCCUGAUCCCCCUCGUAGAAUCCUACCUCGACAGCGUAAACGUCGACGUCCAAACCCGCUGCGAACUCGACACCUACCUCCGCCUCAUCAGCCAGCGCGCCUCGGGCCAACUCGACACCGCCGCCCGCUGGCUCCGCAACCUCAUCGACGUCCACCCGGGCUACGCGCACGACAGCGUCGUGUCCGAGGAGGUGCAAAAGGACAUUAUUGCCGCCGUCGUCGCCAUUGGCGAGCGCGAGACGGCCGGGGCCGGGUUCGCGGGGUUGGAUAUUCACGGCCUGCCGAAGUUGCUCGGGAAUUUCCGCCGGGGCUGCGGCGGUGAACAGCAGCAACCGGAGGUCUCCGCGAGGAAGAGGAAGCAUUCUGAACAGGCUUAG
Messenger RNA from Colletotrichum phormii, 2031 nucleotides. Its product is annotated as glutamate-cysteine ligase. Gene Ontology annotation, cellular component: glutamate-cysteine ligase complex. Gene Ontology annotation, molecular function: glutamate-cysteine ligase activity. Lineage: Eukaryota; Fungi; Ascomycota; Sordariomycetes; Glomerellales; Glomerellaceae. The transcript has 4 exons. The coding region runs from base 1 to 2031 and encodes 676 amino acids. The record is from RefSeq and is a predicted model, not a curated record. Gene Ontology annotation, biological process: glutathione biosynthetic process.